UCGAUGAAAACAAAGUCUUCUUCGCCACAUUAUGUUCUCUCCCAAUAUCGUAACCCUAGCGUACCUUUCCGAUCCGUUUCGACCAGUAUAUCACCACUAACUGCUGUAAUGAAUCCUAGAUUGAACUCUAUCACUCAUUCAAUGGAUCCUUUCGCCUUCUUCUGUGUUUUUUCACUAUAUAUAAACUCCUUCCCUAUCUCAUCUCUCCAUCCAAGUUGAGAAUACUGUCAAAAUUCAUCCCGAUGGAAUCCUCCGGCAAAUCAUCCGUCUCCGGCGACUGCAAAAACAGCAAGAAUACCGUCACCUCCUCUGCGACUGCUGGUUCGUCCACCAAUCCGAUGAAUCCAAACACUGUUACCGCUCUCUCCUCCGCGCAUGCGAACCAACUGAUGUUCUUCAGAGACGUCUCACUCGGACCAGUCGAAGCCGAAUUGAUGUUUCGUCUGAUUCACUUCUGGGAGGCUCGAAAUCCAUACACGAAAACCUUGAUUGGACAAGAAAUGCUCUUGAUCGACGAAGAGAUUAUUUUUGUUACAAAUGAUGCUUAUUUAGUAUGGGAACUUUGAAGAAGUGAGAACACAAGCAGUAUGGGAACUCACAUCAAUUUCAACAGCAUAGGAGGUGGUGGUGGUGGAGGGGAAAGAAGCAACCAGAUGAAACCAACAGAUAAUGCUUAUCCCUUGGCGAGACAGUACUCACUAACCUUUGAUGAGCUUCAGAGCACACUAGGUGGACCAGGUAAAGAUUUUGGGUCGAUGAACAUGGAUGAACUCCUGAAGAGCAUACGGACUACUGACGAAGCUCAGGCCAUGACCAUGAAUUCUUCUUUUUCAGCUGCUGCUGCUGCUGCUGCUGCUUCUACAGCGGUAGCUCAACCGGGUGGUGGUGGUAUCGCUCUCCAGAGGCAAGGCUCUCUGACGUUGCCUAGAACGAUUAGUCAGAAGACUGUUGAUGAGGUCUGGAUAUGUUUGUUCAAUGGUACAAUUCAGCAGCAGACACAACAGCAGUUUCAACAACAGCCACAACAGCAGUUGCAGCCAAGACAGCAGCCACAUCCACAGCAGCAUCAGCACCAGCGGUUGCCUCAAACUAUUUUUCCUAAACAAACAAACCUAGCAUUUGCUAGCAACAAUAAUAAUAGUAAUAAUGGAUUGGGAAGUUUUGGAGGAGGCGGGGUGACUGUUGCAGCAGCAACGUCUCCAAGGACAAGUAGCAAAAGCCUUUGUUACAAAUGUUACAAAUAAUAAUAAUAAUUUGAUUCUGAGCUUUUCAAACA
Molecule: messenger RNA, 1276 nt
Organism: Raphanus sativus (radish)
Lineage: Eukaryota; Viridiplantae; Streptophyta; Magnoliopsida; Brassicales; Brassicaceae
Product: ABSCISIC ACID-INSENSITIVE 5-like protein 7
Exons: 2
Coding region: 588-1244 (218 amino acids)
Biological process (GO): positive regulation of DNA-templated transcription
Cellular component (GO): nucleus
Molecular function (GO): DNA-binding transcription factor activity
Source: RefSeq, a predicted model, not a curated record